AUGGCAACGGUUCUAGAAAGCAAUGUAGAUGUUCUCAUCGUUGGAGGCGGGCCAGCUGGGCUGAUGAUGGCGACCUGGAUGGCCAAAUGCAGCAUCAACGCACGCAUAGUCGACAAGCGAGGAACAAAGAUAUUCAACGGACAGGCUGAUGGCCUCCAAUGCCGCACCCUGGAGAUUCUCGACUCUUUGGGCAUUGGGCAUAGAGCAUGGCGCGAAGCGAACCACAUGGUCGAGAUUUGCCUUUGGAACCCCGAUGAGAAUGGAGUCAUCAGACGAAGCGACCGCAUUCCAGACACGAUACCGGGCAUCAGCCGCUUCCAGCAAGUUGUUUUGCACCAGGGCCGAAUCGAGAGGUUUUUCCUCGAUGCUAUCGCAGAGGCGAGUGACAUUCGCGUUGAGAGGGGAGUGAUGCCGUCCAGCCUCAAGAUAGACGAGUCGCUGGUGGAAGAUGAUGCUGCGUAUCCGAUUACUGUUACUCUGAGACAUCUCACUGAAAAAGAAGCUACCCCAAGGCAGUCUUCGACAUCUGUAAACGGCGAGGUAGUUCAGGAUGGGCUCUUUCGCAGCAACCUAGCAAAGGACGACACACAAGAUCUGCUGGAACUGUCGAAACUUCGUGACAAGGCGAAUAGUGAGGAGAUUGUUCAUGCAAAGUAUUUGGUCGGUGCGGAUGGAGCACACUCGUGGACGCGCAGCCAGCUUGGCCUGAAGCUCGAGGGAGAUUCUACCGACUACAUCUGGGGCGUUCUGGACAUUGUACCAAUCACCGACUUUCCAGACAUCAGAAUGAGGUGCGCUAUCCAUUCCGCCAGCAACGGAAGCAUCAUGGUUAUACCGAGGGAGAACAAGCUGGUUCGGCUUUACAUUCAGCUGACGACAACGGAAAAGACGGGAGAUACUUCGUCGAGAGCGGACAGAUCCAAGAUAAAUCCCCAGGUCAUUUUAGAAUCUGCACAGAAGAUCAUGGCACCGUACAAGAUUACCUACCGGAAGCUGGACUGGUGGACGGCGUACCAGAUAGGACAGCGUGUUGGGACGUCCUUUUCUGUGCAUGACCGUGUGUUUCUCGCAGGCGAUGCAGUGCACACUCAUAGUCCCAAAGCAGGCCAAGGAAUGAAUGUGAGCAUGCAAGAUACUUUCAAUCUCGGCUGGAAGAUUGCCAGCGUCGUCAAGGGCCACGCCAAGCGAUCUAUUCUGAAGACAUACCAGUCAGAGAGACGUGGCAUUGCUCAGGAGCUCAUCGCGUUUGACCACAAAUUCUCCAGGCUCUUUUCGGGCCGGCCAGCAAAAGACGUCAUGGAUGCAGAGGGCAUCAGCAUGGAGGAGUUCAAGGCAGCAUUUUUAAAGGGUCAUAUGUUUGCCAGCGGCAUUGCUGUCAACUACGGGGCCAGCGAGAUUGUUGCAAAGGAGGGCAGCCGUGAAGAGCAUGGUGACGGUACAGAUGUAUCCGUCGCGAAUGUCCAGAGUAAUGUCAUCUCCGACGAGUCUCUAUGUCGUGGCAUAACGGUUGGCAUGCGAAUCCCAAGCCACAAAGUCCUUAACCAAGCCGAUGCUCGUCCCUGGCACCUUCAAGAACUCCUUCCCAGCAAUGGCCGUUGGCGGAUCAUCGUUUUCGCUGGAAACGUCACCAACAGUGAGCAGCGAGGCAAGCUUGAGAAGCUGGCCCAAGACUUCGGCUCCCAGAGUGCUUUUUUAAGCCUCUAUACCCCAGAGGGUGCCAAAUAUGACGAAGUGUUUGAACUUCUCGUCAUUCACAAUGCUCCUCGAACCAGCGUGUCCAUCUUCGACUUUCCAGAGAUAUUUCGCCCCUUCGACGAGAUCGAUGGCUGGGACUACAAUAAGAUAUUCGUGGACGAUGUUUCAUACCAUGAAGGCUUCGGAAAUAUUUACGAUGCCUUGGGCAUUUCUCACAGUGGGUGCGUUGUUAUCGUUCGACCGGACCAGUACGUGUCUUAUGUUGGCCCAAUGGAGAACACUGCUGCAGUCAGCCGCUUCUUCGGAGGUUUUUUGAGAGUCCAACAGCAAUGA
This is a messenger RNA of Trichoderma citrinoviride, 2028 nucleotides long. RefSeq names its product family 16 glycoside hydrolase. The transcript is spliced from 4 exons. The coding region runs from base 1 to 2028 and encodes 675 amino acids. The record is from RefSeq and is a predicted model, not a curated record. Gene Ontology annotation, molecular function: FAD binding. Lineage: Eukaryota; Fungi; Ascomycota; Sordariomycetes; Hypocreales; Hypocreaceae.